GGCCGCCGACGCAGCAGCCGUCCGCACCAGCUGAGCCCGAGACGCGCGGGUCCUCGGGAGGGCCGUGCGGGCGCUGCGGGAGGGCGCGCGGGAAGGGCGGGGCGGCCCGCACGCGCCCCCGGUCGUCCCCCGCCGGUGAGCGGACCGGCCCAGCGCAGCCCCGGCGCGGGGGGCGCCGGCCCGGCGAGGGCGCGGGUGAUGCCGCGGUGACGGCCCCGCCAUGGCGAAGCCCCCGGCGUCGUCGUCGGAGGAGCUGAGCCAAGUGCCGGACGAGGAGCUGCUGCGCUGGAGCAAGGAGGAGCUGGCGCGGCGGCUGCGGCGCGCCGAGGGCGAGAAGGUGGGCCUCAUGCUGGAGCACGGCGGCCUGAUGCGCGACGUGAACCGGCGGCUGCAGCAGCACCUGCUGGAGAUUCGCAGCCUCAAGGAAGUGAACCAGCGGCUGCAGGACGACAACCAGGAGCUGCGAGAGCUCUGCUGCUUCCUGGACGACGACCGGCAGAAGGGGCGCAAGCUGGCCCGUGAGUGGCAGAGGUUCGGGCGCCACGCGGCCGGCGCCGUGUGGCACGAGGUGGCCCGCUCGCAGCAGAAGCUGCGCGAGCUUGAGGCGCGCCAGGAGGCUCUGCUGCGCGAGAACCUGGAGCUCAAGGAGCUGGUUCUGCUGCUGGACGAGGAGCGCGCCGCGCUGGCGGGGUCCGCGGGCGGCGGCGGCGGUGGUGGCGGCGCGGGCUCUCGCAGCUCCAUCGACAGCCAGGCCAGCCUGAGCGGGCCGCUGGCGGGAGGCGCGGCGGGCGCGGGGGCCCGCGACGUGGGCGACGGCAGCAGCACAUCGAGCGCAGGCAGCGGCGGCAGCCCGGACCAUCACCUCCACGGCCCGGCCCCGCUGCUGCCUCCCGGGCCGCACAAGGCCCCCGAUGUCAAGCCCGUCGCCACGCGCAGGUCCAUGGACGACCUGUCGGCGCCAUCGCACCACCGGAGCAUCCCCAACGGCCUGCAUGAUCCCUCGUCCACCUACAUGCGGCAGCUGGAGUCUGAGGUGCGGCUGCUCGAGGGCGACAAGCCCCUUGCACAGCUGGCGGGCCCUGGAGAGUUCCGGACGCUGCGUAAAGGCUUCUCUCCGUACCACUCAGAGUCCCAGCUGGCGAGCCUGCCUCCCUCCUACCAGGACGCCCUGCAGAACGGCCCAGCCAGCCUGGGGGCUGAGCUGUCCUCGCCCGUCUCUGCUGGCUACAGCUCUGCAGGACAGAAGCCAGAGGCUGUUGUGCAUGCCAUGAAGGUCCUGGAGGUGCACGAGAACCUGGACCGGCAGCUUCAGGACAGCUGUGAGGAGGACCUGAGCGAGAAGGAGAAGGCCAUUGUCCGCGAGAUGUGCAACGUGGUCUGGAGGAAACUGGGAGAUGCCGCCAGCUCCAAGCCCUCCAUCCGGCAGCACCUGUCUGGGAACCAGUUCAAGGGGCCUUUGUAGGGCCGUUGCUCUGCGGACACGGACUGGCCCUGCCUGGGGCCCUGUGGACACGGACUGGUCUUGCUGGGCCCGAGGGGGAGUCGGCAGGCCCUCGAGCUGAGUCACCUUGUUUUCCUGUGGUGAACUGUAUAUAGGCCGCUGCCCACCGUCGCCUGGCUGCCGUGGGUCCAGCACAUGGACAGCCGGGCCUCCAUCUCCUGCCUCUCACACACCAGCAAUCUGCGAGAGUGGCGGCCACCGUUCUCUGCCGUGCAGUGGCCUGGACGGCCUCCUUACUGCUGCCGGGCUGGGCUCUGGGCGCCUUGGUGGGAGGCUGAAGGCUGCUCUGAGAGGCCAGCCCAGGAACCAUCCAGGCCGAGCCCAGCCUUAAGGAAGGGUACCUCAUCAAGCCCUCUACCCCUGGCGGCCACCCUCGUGGGGGAGAGGCAACUGGCAGCUGGACCUGACUUCGGGGCACCACUUCUCACCCACCUGCUGUGGCCUGGAUGCUGGCUCACCGAGCGCUGGGUCCCAAGUCAGGGACGAGGAAACUUAUGCCCAAGGCUGGCUGGAGGCUUCCGAGGCCCAUCCUCUGCCCCCCUUGUCCAGCUCCCUGCUGCAGGCUGCUGCUUGUUUUUAGUUCACACCCUCACCCCAAAACACAUUCUCUGCUGUGUCCCCCACCCCAUGCCAGGUUGUGCCCUGUCUUUUCGGGUCCCUCGUGCCUGGUGCCUGAGGCAUCUUCCUUUGUGUGGUUCACCCGAUGGGCCAGGAAGUAGGAGGGCUGUGGGGGUGUCUCCGGCUGGCCUCUGCUCAGCUGUGGCACCCUGAGCCUGGCCCCCUCCUGGGCCCUGGGGACAGAGCUGUGUGGGCUGCAGGUGGCGAGUUCUGCCCUCCCUGGGGGAGCCUGGCCUCCCUGGCUCUGGCUCCCACUUGCUGGGUGACCUUCAGCAAGCCGCUCGGCCUCUCUAGGCCCCCGGUGGGAAGGUGAGGUCCCGGGUUUCCGGCUGCACCCCACCGUGCGAGGCCAUCGGCUUGGUCGGCUUGUGCCCGUAUGGCCGCGAGCUGCCGGGGCCCACCUGCUGGGGAGGCUGCUGGCGGGUGGGCCGGGCGGAGCCGGGGCCCGAGCUGAGGCCCGCCGCCUCCCUCCCUCCAGCGGGGGACUGUAGCCUCCCCUCUCCGGGUCUGUGCCCUCCGCUGUAGAAUGGGUGGCGCAAGGCCGUCCUUGCAGGGGCCUGGGGAUCAAAUGAAACCUUUGGUGUAAAUGGCCAUGUACAAACUGUAAAGUGCGAUAUAUAAAUCUCUGAAUCUGUGAGGAAAUGAGGGCCAGAGGGGUAAAUGACCCGUGGCACAUGAGCUCCCAGACGCUGGAAGGUGAGACAGGCCACCGUGAAUGCUGUGACCAGCCCUGGCGUCUACUAGUCGGUCCAGGUCCUCACCUGCCAGCCAACGCCCUGCACUCGCAGCGGGACUCAGGGCCUCCUGUGGCUUGAAGGAUCCCGGCUGUCUUCCCGUGGGGCAGGCCUCGUCCAGGCCCACGCGAGGGAUGUGGACAGGCAGGGGACGUAAAGUUAAGUCCUGUUCCGAUCCCCAGCAGGGACUCUGAGCAGCGUCUCCACCUGUUUGCCACUGUCCCCCUUGGGUCUUACUCUCAGGGGAAAGUCUGGUGGCCUGUUGUGCCCAGGGAAGUGCUAAGUGGGGCUUCCAGUGGUGAUAGGUGUGUCCCUCUUGCCCUGGGUGUUACAGGGAGCUCUGGGCUCUUUCAGGAAGGAGCUCACCGCAGGUCAGGUGGUGAGCUCCCUGUCACCGCAGGUGUGCGUGGGAGCUGGGGAACAUCUUUGGUUGUGGCACUGGGUGAUUCCUGCUCAAGUGGCCAGUGAGCUGGGGGAGACAGACGCUCUUUCUGGGUCUUGUAAUCCAAAGAUUCACAGAGCAGCCCCAAGGUGGGUAUGGGUCCAUUUCGGGUGGGAGCCACAUCUGGGAGCCCAUUUGUCACACUUGGGUGCAGUUGUUUUGGCCACCACUGAAAAUAAGCAAUAAGUAAAGGCUCCUGGUGUCUGCAGCUCUCCUGCAAACACACCCCGGGAAGAAUAGCCUCCGAGGGACCUUCCUCUCUUGGGGGAAGCGCCCUGUCUCAUGCUGCAGUGGCACCAGAGUGUAGGUGGGGCGUUUCUGCCGGAAGCAGCUGCCCGCCUGCUGUGGACGCAGCAGCAGCCAGGUACAGAGGUCUCUCUCCUUCCCGCCCCUGCUGUGUCCGAGCCAGCACUGCAUGCGGGUGGCUUUCUAGGACAGUCACCUAAUGUAAUGAGCUGUUAAAAACCAGCAGCGCCUCUGCUUGACUCCAUGAGGGGGGCACGGUGGGCAGGCUGGGGAGGGUCAGAGGGCCUCGGUACAGGGGCAGUCAGGGCCAGCUCAGCUCGGGUCCCAGCUCUGCCACUAACGGAGCACGCAUGGGGUGACACUGGGUGACUCCAACCUUCUGGAGCCUUAGCUCUAAAACUCAUGGUGGGGUUGAGGGUGUUACUGAACUCGGUGUCCUUACAUGAGGGCCCCUUUCUGUUUCAAAUACUCUGACUCUAGACCUUGAAGCCCAGUGUGGCACCUGUUCCGUGGCUUCAGUUCCCACUGUGAUGAUGUCACCCUUCCAGCCUCACACCAGGUGGCCAAGCUCAUCCUGGAAUCGGAAUCUACUGAGCACAUUUUUUAGGGUGGCACAUUUUUAUCCAAAAGUUAUUAGCUACACAUCAGUGUUUGAAAGAAGUGAUAUUUCAUUGUUUUUUUUCUUGAGAACUUGAGAGGAAACAUACUACUGAAUUUUUUUUUAAAGAAACUAAAUGCAUGACUGCAGAGCGGUAGAGGUGCAUAUUUUCAUAAUGGGGGAGGGGGUAAUACUUGUGCUGCUUUCUGGGAUGGGCUGGAACGUCUGGUUCCUGUCCCCGGCUGGCAGCUGCAGACCAGGAUGCUGGGAAAACGGGGCCAGUCCCCUCCCAGCCCCGGGAAGAGCUGGGAGCUGUGGACUCCUGGGCCGUUUCUACCUGCGAUUGAAACACAUUCAUUUGGGGAGAGGAAAAAAUAGAACUUUUUGAUAGCGUGGUAAAAACACUGAUUUGAACUAUUUUAGUAAAAGGAGCAACAGAGAAGAUUGUGAUAGUGUAUACUUUGCACUAGAUAAAUAAAGGCUCUCUGCAAGCCUCGUGGCAGGUG
Messenger RNA from Manis pentadactyla (Chinese pangolin), 4645 nucleotides. It is a transcript of the gene CCDC85C, whose product is annotated as coiled-coil domain containing 85C. NCBI's taxonomy places the organism in Eukaryota, Metazoa, Chordata, Mammalia, Pholidota, Manidae. The transcript is spliced from 6 exons. Gene Ontology annotation, cellular component: apical junction complex. The coding region runs from base 221 to 1462 and encodes 413 amino acids. The record is from RefSeq and is a predicted model, not a curated record.